Molecule: messenger RNA, 3637 nt
Organism: Populus trichocarpa (black cottonwood)
Lineage: Eukaryota; Viridiplantae; Streptophyta; Magnoliopsida; Malpighiales; Salicaceae
Product: pantothenate kinase 2
Exons: 23
Coding region: 615-3422 (935 amino acids)
Biological process (GO): coenzyme A biosynthetic process
Cellular component (GO): cytosol; nucleus
Molecular function (GO): pantothenate kinase activity; ATP binding
Source: RefSeq, a predicted model, not a curated record
AAGUUCCCGCUUUAGCUUGCUGUAACUAACCAGUCUCAAGUCUCAACUACACGAAAACAAAACAGAGAACACAACUUUCUGACGUACGGUUUUAGGCUGCCCUGCACGCGAUCCGUCUCUCGUAUCCCCUAAAUCCUCGUCCUCGCAUUGCGAUCCAACAACAACAAUCGAAUCAUCACCAACAAAGCACAAAAACUGUCAAAGGCCAAAGUUCAGUCCUUGAGCCGUUGGAUCAAGAUGCAUUAUUUCUCACCACCAAUAUCUUAGCUUAGCUUCUUCUUUAUUCAAUUCAAUGUGGACCUAAUCAUUUUGUCUGUUUUCUCAAGUCUUAGUUUCGUAAAAUGAAUUAUUGACUAGUCCUUGAGGACUUUUCAAUCACAUGGGCAUUAAGAAUUAUCUAUAUUUUAAUCCAUUUUGAUCGAGUUUUUCUAUAUACCAAUCUUUGUCUUGAUUAAUUUGAUUGGAUUUUAUAUAAAACAAAGUUUUUUUUUUUUUAUUCCUUUCUUUUUGGAGCAUAGGACAAGGGGAAAAAACUACAAGUCUGACCAAAACAGUUGUUGGAUACGUGUAGGUUAAGGAGCAGGUGACAAAUUUCUUUUUUAUUUUUGGGAUUAAUGGCAAGUUUAAAAGAGGACCCAAUUCUUGGAAUUGACGGUAUAAUUAUAAAGGAGGAGUUUGAGAUUGCCAAGCCUGUGAUUGACAAGCUGAGGGAGGACCGCCCAGCUCUUGAAACUGAAGGCACAGUAAUAAAAGGGGAGUCUGUGAUUGACAAGGUAAUAGAGGAGGGGAGCGGUGGUCAAGGUGAGAGAGACAUGGUUCCUCCCACUAGCACUUCUAUCCACAGGUCUGGUUCCAGACCACAGCUGGACCUUAGCAAGGCUGCAAUUGAAGGGAAUUUUGAGGAGAGGGAUCCUACAAUUCUGUUGCCUAAUCAAUCUGAUGAUAUAUCCCAUUUGGCUCUUGAUAUUGGAGGUUCUCUAAUCAAGUUGGUGUAUUUUUCAAGACACCAAGACCGGCCAACUAAUGAUAAGAGGAAGAAGACAGUGAAGGAGAGAUUGGGAAUUUCCAAUGGUAAUAGGAGAAGCUACCCCAUUCUUGGAGGAAGACUUCAUUUUGUUAAGUUUGAGACAAGCAAGAUCAAUGAGUGCUUGGACUUUAUUUCUUCCAAGCAGCUUCAUCGUGGUGGAGUGGAUUCACAUAGCUGGCAUUCUGAUACCUCAUCCAAUGGCAAUGCUGUAAUUAAGGCCACAGGUGGCGGGGCAUACAAGUAUGCAGACCUCUUAAAGGAAAGGCUUGGGGUUAGUCUUGACAAAGAAGAUGAAAUGGAUUGUCUUGUGGCAGGAGCGAACUUUUUGCUUAAGGCUAUUCGCCAUGAAGCUUUCACACACAUGGAGGGUCAGAAAGAGUUUGUGCAGAUUGAUCAGAAUGAUAUGUUCCCUUAUCUUCUCGUUAACAUUGGAUCUGGUGUUAGUAUGAUCAAGGUUGAUGGGGAUGGGAAGUUUGAACGAGUCAGUGGGACAAAUGUUGGUGGUGGUACUUACUGGGGCUUGGGAAGGCUGUUAACCAAGUGCAAGAGUUUUGAUGAGUUGCUAGAGCUGAGUCAAAAGGGUGAUAAUGGAACAAUUGACAUGCUGGUUGGUGAUAUUUAUGGUGGUAUGGAUUAUAACAAGAUUGGUCUGUCAGCAUCAACCAUCGCUUCUAGUUUUGGCAAGGCUAUCUCUGAAAAGAAGGAACUUACAAACUACAGACCUGAAGAUAUUUCCCUGUCCCUCUUGCGAAUGAUUUCAUAUAACAUUGGGCAGAUUUCAUACCUGAAUGCACUUCGAUUUGGGCUUAAGAGAAUCUUCUUUGGAGGGUUUUUCAUUAGGGGUCAUGCAUAUACAAUGGAUACAAUUUCCUUUGCUGUUCACUUCUGGUCAAAAGGAGAGGCACAAGCAAUGUUUUUGCGGCAUGAAGGAUUUCUGGGAGCUUUAGGUGCAUUUAUGAGCUAUGAAAAGCAUGGUCUUGAUGACUUGAUGGUUCAUCAGUUAGUUGAAAGGUUCCCUAUGGGUGCACCAUAUACUGGAGGAAAGAUUCACGGUCCACCACUCGGGGAUUUGAAUGAGAAGAUUUCAUGGAUGGAAAAGUUUGUGCAGAAGGGAACUGAGAUUACUGCUCCUGUACCAAUGGCUUCAUCUGGAACCACUGGGCUUGGUGGCUUUGAAGUUCCUUCAUCCAAAGGUGGUACUCUACGUUCUGAUGCCAGUGCAUUAAAUGUUGGUGUUCUGCAUCUUGUACCCACACUGGAGGUGUUUCCACAAUUGGCAGACCCAAAAAUGUAUGAGCCUAACACUAUCGACCUCGCAGAUCACAGUGAAUUAGAGUACUGGUUCACUGUGCUGUCUGACCAUUUGCCAGAUCUUGUUGAUAAGGCAGUGGCUAGUGAAGGUGGAACGGAUGAUUCUAAAAGAAGAGGUGAUGCUUUCGCUCAUGCAUUUUCUGCUCACUUGGCAAGGUUGAUGGAGGAGCCUGCAGCAUAUGGGAAGUUAGGAUUGGCCAAUCUCUUGGAACUAAGGGAAGAGUGCUUGAGAGAAUUCCAAUUUGUGGACGCAUAUAGAAGCAUAAAACAGAGAGAAAAUGAGGCAUCACUCGCUGUGUUACCUGACCUGUUGGUGGAGCUUGAUAGCAUGACAGAGGAGACACGAUUGCUUACAUUAAUUGAGGGUGUUCUAGCUGCGAACAUAUUUGACUGGGGAUCUCGUGCUUGUGUGGAACUCUAUCACAAAGGAACAAUCAUAGAAAUCUAUAGAAUGAGUCGCAAUAAAAUGCAAAGACCUUGGCGGGUGGAUGACUUUGAUGCAUUCAAAGAAAGAAUGUUGGGGUCUGGAGAUAAGAAGCCUUGCCCUCAUAAGCGAGCUUUACUUUUUGUGGACAACUCAGGUGCUGAUGUUAUUUUAGGGAUGCUUCCCCUAGCACGGGAACUCCUCCGUCAUGGAACUGAGGUUGUUUUGGUUGCAAACUCCCUUCCAGCACUAAAUGAUGUAACAGCUAUGGAGCUUCCUGACAUUGUCGCUGAGGCUGCAAAGCAUUGUGACAUUCUUCGCAGAGCUGCUGAAGCAGGUGGCCUACUUGUUGAUGCAAUGAUAAACACUUCAGAUGGUUCUAAAGAUAAUUCCUCCUCAGUUCCCUUGAUGGUUGUUGAGAAUGGGUGUGGGAGUCCGUGCAUUGAUUUGAGGCAGGUCAGCUCUGAGCUUGCUGCCGCUGCAAAGGAUGCUGAUUUGAUUGUAUUGGAAGGGAUGGGUAGAGCUCUUCACACGAAUUUCAAUGCUCGGUUUAAAUGUGAGGCUUUGAAGCUUGCAAUGGUGAAGAAUCAGAGGCUGGCAGAAAAAUUGAUCGAAGGAAAUUUAUACGACUGUGUCUGCAGAUAUGAACCAGCCAGUUGAAAUCUUCUCAAGCUCAUAUUUAUCAGUCAGGACGUCAUCUUUUGAAACCAGGGGGGGGGUGGUGUUGUAACCCCAUUGGAGAGGUUGGGGAGAAGAAAAAGGAAAUAAACAGAAGGGAAAAGAACACUUCAGUUCUAUUGUCUACGCUUUCUCCUGUUUAUCUUGCACUGAUCAUUCAAGUGUCAAUGUUAUGUGGUAGAUAAUCAUUCGGUGUU